CGCGACGCUGGCCGGAGUCUUCGCCGCGGACCGGGCUCGCGGAAUGGUGUUGGAUUCGGACUUAAAUGUUUCAGAACAGUGUUUUCAGGGUUUAGUGGAAAUUGUGUAGUUUUGUUUAGCUGCUGACGUUUAUUACCAGGAUGGAUCUUUUGGAUUAUUUCGGGUUUUUUCUCAGAUCAUUGCAUACUGCAUAGACACAGAGAGUCCUUUCCAAGGGCCUCGGAUGAAAACAAACACCUCAAUAAUUGUGGUUGAAAUAAAUCAAAAGAUAAAAUUUGAUAACAAAAUAUGGAGCAGUUUGAGCAACUGUUGACCUGUGCCAUUUGCCUGGACAGAUACCGCAACCCCAAGCUGCUACCAUGUCAACACUCGUUCUGCAUGGAGCCCUGCAUGGACGGCCUGGUCGAUUACGUCAGGAGACAGGUGAAAUGCCCCGAGUGCCGAGCCGAACACCGCAUCCCAUACCAGGGCGUGCAGGGGUUUCCAACAAACGUGACUCUACAGCGGUUCCUGGAACUUCACAUAGAAAUCACGGGAGAGCUGCCAGACCCGACGAGUGGGCAGGUGAUGAAGAGGUGUGGAGUAUGCUCGGAGAAGGCGUACUGCGGCAUGUGCGUCCACUGCGAGAAAGAGAUCUGCGGAGACUGCAAGGGAGCCCAUAUGGACAUCCUAAGGAGAGAAAUCACCAGGAUAAAUAAUCAGGUACGCCGAGCAAUGCAUCGGCUCCAAGAUAUGUUAGCAGUCGUGGAAAAGAACAUGCUGGCGCUACAAACCAACUGCACUUCAGUCUCUGAAGAGGUGGACGAAAUCUAUCGAAGACUGAACAAAGCAUUGAAGGACCGCACUGAAUACUUGCGCUGUGAAAUUGACCGGUACCUCAGCACAGAGCUGAAAAAUUUAAAUACGCUUAAAGAUAAUCUAGAAACGGAAAUAUCCAACAUCCAAUCCAACUGUGAUCUAGCCGAUAAGCACAUGCAAUCCGAAGACAUCGAAUGGGAUGACUGUGAACUGAUGGAUGCCAAAGAGAUAUUUCUAAAAACUGUUGAAUUUAUCAGGAAUUUCGAGGCAGAGACUGGAGACUACAAUAGGAAGGUUAGGUUUAUAAUGGCACACGACCCCAAUCAACUCGUCUUGAACGUUUCGGGAUACGGAGAUCUCUCCAUAAACAUGCCGCAUCAGUUUGUUGGAGUUCAACCAUCGGGUCAGCAGAGUGGAGGGAUGCUUCAGCCUCCAGGUCCUGGUUUGAUGAGAUCGAAGAGUGACCACAGACUUGCCUCGCAAUUCAGACAGCAGGAGGAGAGAGGCUACGACAGAGGAUAUGAGGGCUCUGAAUCCGGUAGGCUUUCACCACUUGCUGGAAGGAAAUUUGGAGAGAGGCCACCAGUUCGUAACUCUGGUGACCAAUAUGAAGGAGGUAGAUAUGGUAGGAACAGAGAACGUGGGGAAUACGGUGGUGACUACGACAGCCCUUAUGACAAUGAAGGAAACAGGUCCACGGCAAGAUCAAGGAUAAGAGCGAGGAUGAACCGCCACGCUGCUGGAGACUCUGAUGAUGAUACCCAAGGAAGCAGGUCUGUACGUUUCACGGAAGGGGGUACCCACACACAACAGAAAGAUAGGGAACGUGUUUUGGACACGGAAGAUGUCGCUAAAGGCCCUCUUAGUGGGAUAACACGACUUUACGACUCCCCUAGAGUAAUGAAAAGGUUGCAAGAUUCAGAAACCAAGAAGGAUAAACCACCUCCACCACCUGCUCCUAUCCAAAAGUUUCAACCUCCUAAGAGAACGACAGCUGCAGCUGCUCAGAGGCAGAUAAGUGAGGAGGACGAAGUAACAAAGAUCAAGAGGUUGAUGAAGAAUGCUCCUGGAGAGCCUACUUCCACAGCAACUGAGCCAGUACGACCUGCUGCCGAGAGAGUUUCAGCACUCAAGAAGACUGAAGAAGAAAGAGAAGAAAGGCAGCAGCAGUCUUCACCUGCUUCCUCUCGUUCCACUCCAUCUUCCGAGAGACCUGCGAGAAAACCAUCUCAAGAGGUUCCAUCUAGUGAAGCCGAGUCCGACGAUGGUUCCGUCAGUUCUCUGCAGGCGCAUCGGAAGUCUGCCAUCGCCGCAAAAAGCACGCCCACUUCCGGUUCUCGCCGUUCUUCCGCUUCCUCUGACGUCACCACAACAGGACCGAGACUCCCUGUGAUACUCAUCACACCCAGCUCCACCGAAGACUCUCAGGAAAGUUCCAGAGUGAAGCACACCGGAGCUGUCUUCUCCACGGCCGAGGUCAAGCAGAAGUUCCUCCGCUUCUCGGACACCCCAGGGUCGGAGUCCCGCCAAUCCAGCCCCACCAGGGUACUCUACGGAGCCAACCGAGCCAGCGUUGGAUCAACCCCUUCCACUCCUACAACUCCGACAACCCCGACCGCCAAAGUAGAGGAAGAUGAUGAGGACGAGUCUAGCACGGAAAGUUCGGAGAGCGAGGAAACUGACUCCGAGGAAGAAUCUGAUGAGAAAACCAAGCCUGCAGCCACAAAGCCGAUGGAAAAGACGGAUAUUGGACCUUUGUUGGCCCGCAGUGCGCAGGCGCGAGACACUAGUAGCGGUACUAGCACACGGCGCAGCAGCAGAGAUGAGGGCCACAGCACCAGUUGGCGGGAACAGCCCUACCGCUCUAGGGAAGAAACUUCUACCCCUGCAAGCAUUCUAAAGAGACGAGAAUCUCAAGAUCAGGAUACCUCAGGAUCAAGGUUUGCAGAUCAAUCCUCCUACCGAUCCACCUACGGUAGGGACCGAGAAGAAUCGUCUUACCAAACUAAAAUCAGGGAUUCUGAGUCAGAGACGACAGGGUCAAGGUAUGGGGACAGUUCUUCUUACCAGUCGAGAUACGGCAACAAAGAUGACACGUCCUCCAGUACUGGCUCCAGCUAUCUGCGCUCCAGAGCUGCCGCCGCUGAGCCAGAGCCUGAAACUACGACCUCCUCCAGGUACGGUUCCAGUGGAUUCCAGAGCCGAUUCCUUAACAAGAGUAAAAGCUCGGCCGCAGUGUCACCGGAAGAGGAAGCUCCAGAAAGGAAGUUCACUUCCUCCUCAACUACUGACGACAGCAGAUAUCCCAGCACCAGCCGUUCUCGAUAUUCAGCUCUCAAGGACCGCAAAACUCGGUUAGCCCGGAGUAAGAGUUCCCACAACUUCGGAGCAGAUGAUGACGAGGACCCCGAUGAGACAACCUCUCCUGCAGCCUACAUGGCAGCCAAGGGAUACAACCAGACUGGUAACGAUCUUUCCAGGAGUCGUUCCACACAUGCUCUCAAGUCCAGGGAAAACUCUCCAGAACGCACCACAUCUACAGCGGGAGCUAGCAGUGGGGAGAAGGACGGAGCAGCACUGAGCUCUUGGGCGCGGUACCUCAAGAACAAGUACGGGAACCGCGGCAAGGACGGGAAGGACACCAGUAGUGGCACCGCCUCGAGGCGACUCUCCCUGGGGCUUCCCCUAAGAACCAACUCCACCGAUGACAGUUCUGCAGACGAUCAAAAAAACCUGCCAGGCUCCCCCACCUCUCCUACUCAAGUUACGGCUCCAGCCGCCUUCAAAGGUUUUGGCCAACCAGUGUCUAAAUCCGUAAACAGAGUCGUAGGUUUCGCAGCAGUCGGUACUAGGAAUCAGUACCUGCAGAAGCGGCGGAUGCUGUUCAAGGUAGGGAGUCGGGGGAGCGAGCCUGGAUGUUUCACCUGGCCCCGCGGUAUUGCCGUGGCUCCAGACAACUCAAUCGUGGUGGCGGACUCAUCCAACCACCGCGUACAGGUUUUUGACUCAAACGGAAUAUUCUCCAAAGAGUUUGGUUCAUACGGAAACGCUGAGGGAGAGUUCGACUGCUUAGCAGGAGUGGCUGUCAAUCGAAUCGGCCAGUUCAUCAUUGCUGAUCGAUACAACCACCGAAUACAGGUGAUGGACCCCUCCGGUCGGUUCUUGAGAUCCUUCGGUGCCCAAGGAACUGUAGAUGGCAGAUUCAACUACCCUUGGGGAAUUACCACAGAUGCCCUAGGGUUCAUCUAUGUCUGUGACAAAGAAAACCAUAGAGUUCAGGUAUUCCAAUCUGAUGGCACUUUUGUGGGUAAGUUCGGUUCCCACGGUAGCAAAGUGGGUCAGCUGGAGCACCCUCAUUAUAUCGCCGUAUCUAACACCAACAAAGUCAUCGUCAGUGACUCCAACAACCACCGAGUCCAGAUCUUCGAUGUCAACGGCAGAGUGCUCAACUCCUUCGGUACCGAAGGUUCGGAGAACGGCCAGUUCAAAUUCCCAAGACAAGAUCCCAAAACCACUGGAGAUCCGACUUCUUCCCAGCCUUCCGGGAGUGGCGGUGGACGACCAAGGGUACAUAAUCGUCGGGGACUCCGGAAACAACAGGAUACAGAUCUUCAACCCGGACGGCAGCUUCCUGAGGGCGUUCGGGUGCUGGGGCUCGGGCGACGGCGAGUUCAAGGGGUUGGAGGGGGUGGCGGUGAUGUCCAACGGCAACAUCCUGGUGUGCGACCGCGAAAAUCAUCGGCUCCAAGUCUUCUAAGGAGACAGAACUCAGCACCAGCAACUACCAGCGAUUCGACGGACUCAGCUCGGGGAAAUAUGAUUCUCUUUGGUACCACGGUCAACACACCUGUAAGACUUCAUCGUCCUACUUCACAUGAAGAGAAAUAUCUUGAAUCCUCAGAUCCCUCAGACAAUUUUGUUAAUAGAUCUUCUUCUUUUGAGGAAUCAAAAAUUCCACUACCUAAUCGUUCGGUUCCGUUCACACGCUCCUCUUCUUUCGAGAAUCAGGUCCUAAAUUCCUCUAAAAAAAACGCGGGACAUUUUUAUCGCUCGUUUUCAACAGAAGAUCCGUCAUUAUAGUUCAUCUUCUCCAGCGAUUACUCCACAUCAAAGACAAUUCACAUUUGAACCCCGUCAGAGUCCGUCUUCUCAUCGUCACCCUCCUAGUCUCCACCGUUCCAUAUCCCUGGAGGAACGUGCUGUACGACUCCAACCGAUCCAAUCUGGGAGAGAACUGUCUGACCAGAGGGGGAUAUCUUCGGGUUUCUUACCAAUGACCGUUCAUCGAACCACUGGAAGUCUACCUAAAGCGAGUAUAUAUAACAGAUCUAUUUCCAUCGACUCUUCAACGACGCCUGGACAACGGAUACUAGGCGCUGUUCCUCCUCAUCUACUUCAACGAAGAUCUAGUGGUGCAGGGCUUCCUCCCAGACGACCAGUGUCUUCGCGUCGUCUGUCCAUCUUUUAAAUUAUUAACCCAAAAGUCGGGCAAAAAUUCCGGAAGUAUAGUAAAGUUAUUGAUGUUUUGUACAAUUGUUUGUUUUACAUUUUAUAACUCUUGUGUUUGUUUUUGUUUGAUUGAAUAUAUACACAAAUCUAAUAACCGUGGACGUUUUAUUGGUUGUCUUAGAAAAACAGUUUUGCAUUUAUUCUAAUUAACAGAAAUAACUUUAAGUAAUAACAAGGUGAUAUCUUUGUUGAUAAUAAUGUUCAAUAGACCUUGUUCAGCAAUACUAAUUAAAUUUGUAUACAAUAAACUAAUCACUAUUUAAUAGUAGGAAACGCAAAUAUAAUUUAUUGUAACCCUUAAUAACGAUCUACGGUUAAUAAUUUGUUGUUCAAACAUGUCUCUACUUGUUUGUUACGAAACGAGUUGAAGACUGAAGUGGUGAUUGCUAUAAAAUUAAUUAAAAUAUCUUUGUUAGAACAUUUUGUAACAUAGGUGUUAAGUGAUGAUUUGUUUAAAAUGUUGUUACAGAUAAAGAUGAAAUACUGACAAUAAAAUGUUUUGAACUGUU
Molecule: messenger RNA, 5816 nt
Organism: Homalodisca vitripennis (glassy-winged sharpshooter)
Lineage: Eukaryota; Metazoa; Arthropoda; Insecta; Hemiptera; Cicadellidae
Gene: tn
Product: RING finger protein nhl-1
Exons: 23
Coding region: 289-4878 (1529 amino acids)
Biological process (GO): protein polyubiquitination; negative regulation of translation; proteasome-mediated ubiquitin-dependent protein catabolic process
Molecular function (GO): ubiquitin protein ligase activity; translation repressor activity; metal ion binding
Source: RefSeq, a predicted model, not a curated record